AUGCAAGGGCGGGGCGGCGCUGCCCAGGAGGAAAAGAAGGGCGGCCCUAGCGACGCCGACGUAGAGCCCAGUGGCCUCAACGGUGGUCUGCAGGGAGAUGCGGUGAACCUCGACGGUGUCGCAUCACCACCCGACGAGGGGCCAGCAAUGCCACAGGUCAUCGUUGACCCCACAAAGGACUUGUGGCAGAACAUCGUACUCAACACGAGGGAGAACCAGAUGACACAGACCGAGGUAAAUGUCCUGAUUGUGGGAACCUCCGGUGGUGGGAAAACUAGCGUUCUGCGUCGCCUCUUCGCCGGCAUGAACACCGCCAGCUCCUCCGUUCCCAAGAGUUCUCUCAAGGUGAAGCCCACCACCGCGCUGGAUUACUCCUUUGCCAGGCGUAGUGACCGACACAUCCCACAGGUGGCGCAUUUCUGGGAGUUGGCGCAGGGCAUGGAGCUGUCGCAGCUUUGUGACGUGGUUGUUACCCCGGAGAAUGUGCACACGAUGCUGCUGGCCAUUGUGGUGGAUUGCUCUGAGCCAUCGACCAUGUGGGACACGGUGGCGUACUGGAUGAAGCGGGUGGACCGACGCGUGGUGGAGAUUUCGCAGAAGAUGCGCGCCAAGGGGUCCACAACGCCGGACAAACUCCUGAGUCGAGCCAAGCGCCUACUGGGCAUGGACCACCCCGACCUUGGCCGCCUGCGCCUCUCCGGGAUCCCAACCAUUAUUAUCUGCAACAAAUUAGAUGCGUUCGACGGGGACAUGACGAUGCUAAAGACAUUGGUGGGCUGCAUGCGUUUUAUCGCACAUAUUUACGGCGCCUACUUGAUAUUUACAUCUGAUGCGGACGCAACAAAGCUCCGCGCGGUAAUGAAUCAUCUCCUUUUCGUCUCAAACUUUGAUUUAAAGCACGUUGAGUUGGACCCUGAACGCGGUCCUGUUCUUGUCAUUCCAAGCGCCGACACCUUCGCCGACAUUGGCGAUCCGCCAGUGUGCGACAUGGGGAGUUUUCAGUCCACUGGGGACGCGGAACUUGACCGCUGGAAGGCGCCGUUGGAUGCCUUGUUUUCGGCGAAGCAGUCAGGGAGGCGGAUGCAGAACGACUCAUUCCUGAAGCGUCUGUAUGACACGGGCGAAAACGGGUUUGGGGAGCCAACCAUUGAUGCCGUGCAAAAGCAGAAGGAAGACGAGCUGGAGCAGUACAGGAAGGGAGCCUUCAGGCGGGAUAAGAGCAACAAGGAAGACCGAGGCAAGUCUAAGGAAAAAAAAGAGAAGGGAUGA
Molecule: messenger RNA, 1269 nt
Organism: Trypanosoma conorhini
Lineage: Eukaryota; Euglenozoa; Kinetoplastea; Trypanosomatida; Trypanosomatidae
Product: putative dynein light intermediate chain
Exons: 1
Coding region: 1-1269 (422 amino acids)
Biological process (GO): intraciliary retrograde transport; intraciliary transport involved in cilium assembly
Cellular component (GO): axoneme; ciliary basal body; cytoplasmic dynein complex
Molecular function (GO): dynein heavy chain binding
Source: RefSeq, a predicted model, not a curated record